AUGAGACAAACUAAUUAUAAAGAAAAUAGACAAUAAAGUAGUUAAAGAAAGAUUUCUGAUUUUAUAAAAAGCACUUUAGGAAUUACUUAAUAAAUAAAUGAACCAAUAUCAAACAAAAAAAAUGCAUUGAAUGAAUUAGAAAAUUAAUUACAAUAAAUGGUUAAAAUAAAGAUAUAAUUUUCAUAAGGUUGUGGAGCAAUGGAAAACUAAGAAAAAAAGUCAUGCAUAGAAAAUAAAGAUUUACUUUAUUAAUUCUAAUAAUCAUAAAAUAUUGACAAACAAGAAUAUUAAGUUUAGGUAUAAUAUCUGAAUUUAUUUUAAAGACUGGAAAUUUUGGGCAUCCAGAAUCUUAAUUAUCAUAUAGAAUAAGUACUUAAAGAACUUUGCCAGCUUUUGAAAUUCAUGAGGAUAUUCCUAUAAUUGAUGAUUUAAGAAAAUUAUAAAAUUAGAUAUUAGAUUUGAAUACUUAUAGUGUUGAGUAGAUGGAUGAAUUAAAGAAAUUAUCCUCAAUAAUUUUAUUCAGAAUAAGGAAUCUAAGUAACUAAUGA
Paramecium primaurelia is the source of this 548-nucleotide messenger RNA. The record is from the annotation of a GenBank genome assembly. NCBI's taxonomy places the organism in Eukaryota, Ciliophora, Oligohymenophorea, Peniculida, Parameciidae.